Bactrocera latifrons is the source of this 3060-nucleotide messenger RNA. RefSeq lists its product as uncharacterized. The record is from RefSeq and is a predicted model, not a curated record. The coding region runs from base 322 to 2508 and encodes 728 amino acids. Gene Ontology annotation, cellular component: centriole. Gene Ontology annotation, molecular function: protein binding. The transcript has 4 exons. Gene Ontology annotation, biological process: centrosome duplication; regulation of cytokinesis; centriole replication. Lineage: Eukaryota; Metazoa; Arthropoda; Insecta; Diptera; Tephritidae.
UGUAAAAAGUUGUUGGUAAAUUUCUGUAGAUUAACUGAAUUGAAUUUAAAGGCGCGCAWAAUUGGAUUUAGAUAGUUUGAAUAAUUUAUUAGUCCAAAUAAACAAACAAACAAUUUAGCACUCCAAUACUCGUGAAAGUAUUGGAGCAUAUACAAAUGCAGUUUCGGCUGCAUGCGUCCACAGAAUGAUAUAAAUUUGAAAGAGUUAAGUAGUAUUACACUGCGAAAAUAAGAAUUCUAAAUUCAAAGUUCAUAUUACUAAUUAAAUUAACAACCAAUAAUCAGAAUUUCCAGUGCGAAGAAAGAAAAUAUAAAUAUAUCUAUGGUUAUAAUAAUGGAAGAUAUUAAGUCAGAUAUUAUAAGCGCAGCAGGCACUACGCGCAUAAACCCAAUAUUUGCCCCCUCUAUAUCUUCAUCAAAGUUUGUGUCGGUGUUCCGCAUCGAUGGAGUUCCUAUUAUACCGCCAUUAAUGACGGCCGACAAGCGACGACAAAUGCAGAAAUUAAAAGAAAAGGCAAUUAAAAUAGAGCAACGUUUAGAGGAAAAUAGGAAACAGAGAUAUAACUUGGAAUAUUCCGCAGAGCUUGAAGAAUUAAAAGAAGAUACAGAUGUUAUAGAUAAUAAAAACGAAAGUAGUAGUAAUUGUAGUUUAUCUGAGCAUUUAAUAGAACUUGAUGCCCAACGUAUAGAAGCAGAGAAAUCGUAUAUGUUACUUUCAGAUAUUCUGACACAGAAUGAAAAUGAAUCGAAAUUAUCUACACCCAAUCAGAAUCGCGCGGAAAUAAGUCGUCAAACUGCCGGUGAAUGUAGUGAAUUUAAUGUUCAAAUGCAACAGUCGAACUCUUUGGAAAUCAAUCUUAUGCACCGUAUGCAGAAGUUACAAAAAUCAGAAACUUUGAUUUACGACCAUCGUUCUAAUACAAUCAUCAGUCCUUUGACAGAGGACGAAGUUCAAAUCUUCCAACAACAACAGCAACAAAUAAAUUUGGAUCAUCCAGAUGAAAAGCCAAUUGGACAAAAAGUUGAAUUGACAAAAGAAGGCGAAAACGCAAAUAUAAAUUGUGCUGCACGUCAGAAAUCGGAAAAGGUUCUAAAGAAAAUUCCAUCAAUUUGUAUUGAUCCACCAACACCAAUAAUUAGUUCGCGCUCAUUUAUUGAUACUCUAAAAGCAAAAAAUAGUAUUGACACUAUAAAUGUGAAUAAACAAGAAACACCUAAAAAAAAUUUGAACAAAUCGUUACAAGAUGAAAUAAGUUCAGACGAAAGCUUCGCCUGCAUGGAGUCCACCACAAAUCGUGAGCGAGAUUUGAAAACUCAUCACAAAGUAACGAGCAUCACCAGCAAAAUCCUUAAGUUUGAAAAUUUUACCGUAACAGACACGAAAACGGAUAAACCCAAGUGCUCUAACAUAAAGCCACCACAGAGAUCGGCAACAAGUCCAUCAUUGAAGCCAUUAAUAUCCGAGAGAACCCAGUCCAAAAUUAAAUCUCUGGAUGUUAGCCCUACGACGCAAAAUGAAAACGGUUUAGUCCGCUCAAACUCCUUUACACUCGAUUACCCUUCGAAAGCAUUAAUUGAACACAUUCGUCAGCAACAAGUACCUAAUGACGUUUAUCCGACCAAACGUUCGAAUUUGUUUUCUAUGAGCGCCACACGCGACACUGUCGAAUCAAAGGCGAAACGUGUGCAAAAAGUCGAUCUUAAACCACGCCCACAACCAAUGCGCUUACAACUAAAGCCUUCAAUCACAAACAUUACAAGUCCAUCCUCAACACACAAUUCAGGCACUAAAAGUAAACGUUCACCCUAUGAGCAAAGACUAAUUAAACCGAAAAUUGGACGUCAGCUUAAAAAAUCUGUUUCGGGUACAACCGCUAUCAAACAAAUGAAACCCACACCUUCGAUGCCAAUCAUACAAACUACUAAAGUAACCACCGAAAGUGCACGCGAGUGCCCAUCAGGCAAUCAACAAUACAACAGUAUUGAGGAUGAACACCGUCAAAAAUUUCUCGAGUUAUUGGCGCAACAAAAACGUGAACAACAACGAAUGCAGCAGGUAUUCGAAGAGCAACAAAGGUAUUUGCUAGAACAGCUGACAAAUAAAAUAGACAAUGUGCAAAUACAACAUGCUGUAGAUCAUGUGAACAACAAAAGAGUUGACAGUAGUUACCAUGGCUCGGUAGAAAAUUCACCAACAGCAAGGUCAGAUUGUGCUGAAUCAAUGAGUGCGAACAGUUGUGUUGCAACAAAUUCUUUGGACUUGAUGUCAGGUACAAUCCAACUACCAUCGUUGGAGCUAUCAAUCGGCUCAUCAACGUUGCCGAUGACAUCGCAAAGCAGUAAUCACUGCACCCCUCGACGACGGCUUUUUUCGCACGACCUCUCACCAACAGCUUCAAACAGAAGUGUGUCGAUUAGCAGCAACCACAGUGGAGUAACAAAUAAUGUUGGGCGCUCAAAUGGCACAACUAGUGGAGCGUCAAGUAGUCGCCUUUACAAUAACAGUUGAUAACAUUUCAAUGAAAGGAGAAGCUUUUCCAAUCGUUAUUCAAAUAUAUUACAUAAAUUUCAAUAACUAAUUCCAAUAUGAUGAUCUCUAUCUGUGCCUUAUUACUAAAUAAUCAAUCAAAUCUAGCCGCAACAAUCAAUACCGUCAUUUAAGAAUGCGCUGGAGUGUAAGAAACAUCAAAGGUUUCGUUGGGAGACACACUUGUGCAUAUAUUUAUGGUUGACCAUUACAAUAAAAUGUGCCACUUCGCAUUUGACAUUAUUCUCAUUUAUUUGUUCACAUGUAUUUUCCUACAUACCUACAUAUGUACAUAUAUGUAUGUAUGCACAGAAGGAUGGUAAACACACAUUAAAACUGUUUUUUAAACUACUUCAAUUUGAAUUUCAAAGUUUUUUCAAGAUAACACUUGUAAAAUUUACACAAACGUAUGUAUUCAUUUAUGCAACAUCCUUGCGGCUAUCACCAAGUACCUAAAUUGCCUAGAAAAAACUUAAAAAAUUUUAUACUCUCACUGAAUAAGUUAGUAAAUAAAAUUUUAAACUUUCAAAUGUA